Molecule: messenger RNA, 1698 nt
Organism: Durusdinium trenchii
Lineage: Eukaryota; Dinophyceae; Suessiales; Symbiodiniaceae
Source: the annotation of a GenBank genome assembly
AUGUCUGAGUCUGAGCUGAACGUGUUGGAUGCCUUUAAAACAGGAGAAGUUCCGCAUAUCAAACCAGAAGUACCAUGUCCCUCUCGAAGCUGGCCGAGAAUUCCUGCAGGGCCCGAGCGCUUAGAGCAACUCCUAUCCCUUUGGUUCGCUGAACUGCCUGACCACAGGAAGGAUUCUUUGCGAGCGUUCUUGUCUGAUGCAGAUGUGCAAGAUUUGAUGUCUGUCGGAACUUUCUGCUCGGGCACAGAUUGUGCCAUCUUGGUGCUCCAAAGCUUUCUGAAGGCCGCCAGCAAGACUUUGAACAUCGAGGACAUCGAGCUUAACCAUGUCUUUUCCUGUGAAAGCAACGUGGCCAAGCAGACGUUCCUGAAAGACUUCUACCAAAUGAAGACACUGCACACAGACGCCUGCGAACCCAUCUCAGACCCAGCUGGAAUAGUUUCAGCAGGGUUUCCAUGCGACGAUGCGAGUCAGCUUCAUCCAAGAUCGUCCACAUAUGCACACCGUCUCUGUGGCUCACUUCGCACAGGAAGUGUGUUCAGAUCUAUUGCUGGCUACCUGGCUGAGUCAGAGACUUGCCAGGUCUUUCAAUUUGAGAACGUCAUGAGCCUAGCCGCAAAGCCCAAACCGAAACCCACCAAAGACAGCGAUGGGAAGAAAGGCGGGCCAAGUGGACCUUCGAACCUGUCAGCCUGCUGCUAUAUCCUCGACAAGCAGGCGGGCAUGUGGAGUCACUGCUGGGCCUUGGAUUCACGUGAGCACUUCGGCUCAGGCCAGCAAAGGCAGCGGUUGUACGGCUCUUGCUUCAAAAAGAAGGACCUGGCCAUGACGUUGGAUGCUGCCCAUAAAGUGCUCAAUGAAACCAUGAACUUCUUGGCCGGAGUCAGCCCAUGUGAUCCAGAAGAGUACCUCCUUGCAGAGUCCUCAGAUGUGAUCAAGGCUGAGCGAUCGGUACAGGCACUACGGGCCUUGGACGAAGCGGAAUUUCUUGUUAGCACAACGGGUGGAAAAUCCUUGUGCAUUUCAGCACUAUUUCGCACAAAUGGAACCUUACCGGGCGCAUUGAGACAUACUGGACACAAGCGCAAGCUGAAGGCUGUGCCAAGCGAUUCCUCGCCAGGGCAGGCAAAGUGGAAGAGAGACCACGCAUAUGCAUUUAGAGCUUUGGGGGAGGAGACCUUGUGUGAGCGAUGCAGCUUUCAAAGGCCCAGCAAUGCCCUGGAGGAAGCAUUUCCAGCGUUGAGCACUCUGACCCAACGUCAACUGGAGUUGCUGCGUUUGAAGGGAAUCACUUUUCCUGACUUCGAUGUGUUCAAGGUUAUUGAUCUCUCCCAGAAUUUGAGCUUCUCCGCAAUCUCAGAGAACAAAGUGCCAUGCAUAACCCCUGACGGGGCCAAGUUUCUUACGAAGCAGGUGAGAUAUCACACAGGAUUGGAAAGCCUCAGAUUCCAGGGGAUCUACCUCAACGAGCAGGUCUUGGCCAAGUACACGUCAGGGUUCCUUCAAGAUCUUGCUGGGAACGCUUUUGAAACCAGCACGCUGGCCGCAAACAUGGUGUGCAACUUCAUUUACUUGGCCGAGAACCAUCGGUGCAAAGGGCGUGCGUUGUCGGUGUCUACUUCAUUGCCUUUGACUCCGCCAGGAGGAGUCGAGCCGGGUGAAGAUUCCGACUCUGACUUUGCUUUGCCCCUCAUUUGA